Heterobasidion irregulare TC 32-1 is the source of this 1479-nucleotide messenger RNA. RefSeq names its product polyamine oxidase1, flavin-containing amine oxidoreductase (gene pao1). Lineage: Eukaryota; Fungi; Basidiomycota; Agaricomycetes; Russulales; Bondarzewiaceae. The coding region runs from base 1 to 1479 and encodes 492 amino acids. The record is from RefSeq and is a predicted model, not a curated record. Gene Ontology annotation, molecular function: oxidoreductase activity. The transcript has 8 exons.
AUGCGCCUUCUUCCACUCCUCGGGUUCGCUUUUUCUCCUUUUGCCAUAGGUCUCCAAGUACCUCUUACGGUCGAUCGGACCAGUGAACACCACGCACAAGUACUUAUACUCGGAGGUGGUAUGACAGGUAUAAUUGCCGCGCGAACUCUUCACCAGCAAGGCAUCCAUGAUUUCAAAAUCGUUGAGGCCCGCGAUGAGAUUGGAGGACGAAUGAAGAGUACCUUGUUUGGGUCGCCUAGUAUGUCUUAUAGAGUGGAGGUCGGUGCCAACUGGAUCCACGGGACGCAGUCUGGAGAUGGUCCUGCGAAUCCUAUAUUCGAGCUUGCACGGAAAUAUAAUAUUUCCCUGCAGGCUAACCACUACCAUAGCAGCAUGACAACUUUCGAUUAUACGGGCCAAGUGGACUACCUUGAUGUCUUCAAUGCCUCUGUUGAUGCAUUUACAAGAUUGUGUAUCGCUGGAGGUAACUUACCGGACGCUACGUCUCGUGUCGGCUAUUCUACCAUCGGCACCACCCCUCUGACUCACCAGGAACUGGCUGCGGAGUACUACCAGUUUGACUGGGAAUACGCUCAGACUCCUGAGAUGACUUCUUGGGCCGCAGCUGCUUGGGCAGCCAACCUCACCUUCAAUAUUGAUCAAGGAGGCUUCUCGAGCGAGAACCUGCUUUCGAUUGACCAGCGUGGCUUUGCGAGCAUUCUUCAGGCUGAGGCCGCUGAGUUUCUCACUGAUAAUCAAAUCCUACUCAGCACCAUCGUAAAGACCAUCCAAUAUUCUGAUGAUGGUGUAUCGGUAGUCCUUGAGGACGGAUCGGUUUUGAGUGCGGAUCACGUACUGGUGACGUUUAGCUUGGGUGUUCUACAGAACGACGAUGUGAUCUUCGAGCCUACUUUGCCGAAAUGGAAGACGGAGGCAAUUCACGGGAUGAGCAUGGGAACGUAUACCAAGGUCUAUUUGCAAUUCCCGGAGAAGUUUUGGUUCGACACCGAGUUUGCUCUGUUUGCGGAUAAGAAACGGGGGUGGUAUCCAGUUUGGCAGGACCUUGACACUGUAGAAUUUUUCCCUGGUUCUGGGGUCGUCUUCGUGACGGUGACGGGCGAGUUUUCAAAACGGAUUGAGGCCCUUUCAGACGAUCAAGUGGAAGGAGAGGUUCUCUCCGUGCUCCAAUUGAUGUAUCCAGAAAUGACGAUCCCUGAACCUGAGGCAUUCUAUUUCCCUCGCUGGUUCAGCGACCCGUUAUAUCGCGGAAGCUACAGCAAUUGGCCAGGCAACUUGACCAUAGAAGAUCAUGAGAAUAUCAAGGCCAGCAUUGGGAAUAGACUAUGGUUCGCAGGCGAAGCCACGAGUCGGAAAUAUUUUGGCUACUUGCACGGCGCGUACUAUGAAGGGCAAGAAACAGCCGGCCUGAUCGCCCGUUGUAUAAAGUCACGCUCUUGUCACAGUCCAUCGCAUUCUGUUCGCCGAAAUCCUUGGGAUUGA